Peromyscus eremicus (cactus mouse) is the source of this 1359-nucleotide messenger RNA. Its product is annotated as pyrethroid hydrolase Ces2e-like. The record is from RefSeq and is a predicted model, not a curated record. Gene Ontology annotation, molecular function: carboxylic ester hydrolase activity. Gene Ontology annotation, cellular component: intracellular membrane-bounded organelle. The transcript is spliced from 9 exons. Bases 40 to 1359 code for a protein of 439 amino acids. Lineage: Eukaryota; Metazoa; Chordata; Mammalia; Rodentia; Cricetidae.
UCACACACAGCAGCACAGACUCAGGACUGGGAGCUAAGCAUGCCUUCAGACAGACUUCCUGGAUGGCUGAAUUCUCUGACUUGUGGGCUUCUGCUUCUCUUCUCUGUGCAGGGCCAGGACUCAUCCAGGCCCAUCAGGAACACACACACCGGACAGGUACAGGGUAGCCUUGUCCACUUGGAGGAUAUCAACAUGGGAGUCCAUACCUUCCUGGGAAUUCCCUUUGCCAAGCCACCUGUAGGACCUCUGCGGUUUGCUCCUCCUGAGCCCCCUGAACCAUGGAGUGGUGUGAGGGAUGGAACUUCCCAUCCUGCCAUGUGUCUACAGAAUAUCACUGUAUUGAGUGCAUUAGCCCAGACCCCAUUCACAAGAACCCCACCUCUUCUUUCUAUGUCUGAAGACUGCCUGUACCUCAACAUCUACUCACCUGUUCAUGCUUCUGAGGGCUCCAACCUACCUGUGAUGGUAUGGAUCCAUGGUGGAGGACUGGUUCUGGGUAUGGCUUCUAUGUAUGAUGGAUCGAAGCUAGCAGCCAUUGAGGACAUAGUGGUGGUCACUAUCCAGUACCGCCUGGGUAUCCUGGGUUACUUCAGCACUGGAGACCAACAUGCCAGAGGCAACUGGGGCUACCUGGACCAAGUGGCCGCCCUGCGCUGGGUCCAGCAGAACAUCGCCCACUUUGGAGGCAACCCUGACCAGGUCACUAUUUUUGGCGAGUCAGCAGGUGGCGCAAGUGUGUCUUCACUUGUUUUGUCCCCAAUGUCCAAAGGACUCUUCCAUGGAGCCAUUAUGCAGAGUGGAGUAGCCCUGCUGCCUGGUCUCGUCUCCCAAUCUGCUGAGGUGGUCUACACAAUGGUGGCCAACCUCUCUGGAUGUAAUCAGAUGGACUCAGAAUCCCUGGUGGGCUGUCUGAGAGGCAAGAGUGAAGAGGAGAUUCUGGAUAUCACCAAGGUCUUCAAAAUCAUCCCUGCUGUGGUGGAUGGGGUGUUCUUUCCUAUGCAUCCUGAAGAGCUGUUGGUCUCUGCUGAUUUUCAACCUGUCCCCAGCAUCAUAGGUGUCAACAAUGAUGAGUAUGGCUGGGACGUCCCAACUUACCUGUGCAACAUUGAUACUGGGGAAAAAGUGGACAGAGAGACCAUUCAGGCUGUUCUACAGAGCACACCAACACAACUGAUGAUGCCUCCUGAUUCUGCUGACAUUCUAGUAGAGGAGUAUUUGGGAGACAUUGAAGAUCCUGAGAUUCUCCUAGCACAGUUCAAGGAGAUGAUGGAAGACUCCGUAUUUGUGGCCCCUGCCUUGCAAGUAGCCCAUGCUCAGAGUGAAUACAUCUAUAAAUAUGACUCUGGGUUGGGACUCUAG